CUCCACAGAAGAAGCGAGCAGAAACUGUCAUGGUGGUCUCCUAAACAGAUCGAGAGAUGUUUGUCCUUUCUGUCAGUCGCCUGUUAGUACAGGCACUCCCCAAGCAACCAGUCCUUCCUAGAGCCUCAGCACAAUGCGUCAGAAGUUUGACAACAUCUCAACAAGAUCCUGCCAGUAAAGAUGACAUGCCCAUUAAAAUGGAAAACCCAUACAAGCAACCUGCAAAGACGUGCAUCUUGUGUAAUGUAACUGUGGACUUCAAAAACGUUCAGCUCUUGUCUCAGUUCAUUUCUCCACACUCUGGCAGAAUAUACGGCAGGCACAUAACAGGCUUGUGUGGUCGAAAGCAGAAGGAGGUAACGAAGGCAAUAAAGAAAUCUCGAUCAAUGGGUUUCAUGUCAGUCACCCUGAAGGACCCGCUGUUUAUUAAAGACCCUGAAAUUUGUGGUAUUAAACACGUUGAGUAGGUUCUGGAUGAAGAUUAUUCCUGUACAAGCUGUUUUUGUGUUUCUGUAACUGAUUUAUAUUAAAGUGUGAAACAAU
Molecule: messenger RNA, 543 nt
Organism: Danio aesculapii
Lineage: Eukaryota; Metazoa; Chordata; Actinopteri; Cypriniformes; Danionidae
Gene: mrps18c
Product: mitochondrial ribosomal protein S18C
Exons: 6
Coding region: 57-467 (136 amino acids)
Biological process (GO): mitochondrial translation
Cellular component (GO): mitochondrial small ribosomal subunit; ribosome
Molecular function (GO): structural constituent of ribosome; small ribosomal subunit rRNA binding
Source: RefSeq, a predicted model, not a curated record